AUGGACAGACGCGGCUUGCUCCUAUCGGAUUCCAGACACAGUGAAGAACGCCAAUACCUUGGUCGAGAGUUGCGCAGGAGUCUGCAAAUGGACCGCGAAGCUUGGUGGUGUGAACGUGCUAGUGAGUUGGAGCUUGCUAGUCUCUCUGGUAAUACCAGAAAACUCCUCCAUCUCAUUCGAGUCACCGGAGGUGUUCGAUCUGGUAUAAGUGAAACAAUAUGCGAAGAGGAUGGCAC
Dicrocoelium dendriticum is the source of this 236-nucleotide messenger RNA. NCBI's taxonomy places the organism in Eukaryota, Metazoa, Platyhelminthes, Trematoda, Plagiorchiida, Dicrocoeliidae. The record is from the annotation of a GenBank genome assembly.